Molecule: messenger RNA, 3066 nt
Organism: Sordaria macrospora k-hell
Lineage: Eukaryota; Fungi; Ascomycota; Sordariomycetes; Sordariales; Sordariaceae
Source: RefSeq, a predicted model, not a curated record
AUGGAUCUUCUCGAGACACAGGUCAGCGAUUUGCGCUCCUUCCUCGGUGCCGGAGCUCUGCCUUCAACAACAACACCCACUGCUACAACAACUUCAUCCCCAAAUGCCAUAGGUACAGCUGCUGCUGCCGCUAUUCAGCAAGGAACGUCUGGCUCAACACCGGGACCUGGUUCUGGAGGCGCUUUGGGUCUGGGUUCAAUGUCGGUGGCAGGGCUGACGGGUGGUGGAAAUGGUGGUGGUGGUAAUGGUGGCCAUGGUGGGAUGCCAUCGAAUGCCGCCUUGUCGCCGCAUUCAUCUACUGGAUACUCACUCCCGAAUCUGAACCCUUACACCACCAGUCACCACCACAGCCAAGUGCAACAACACCAGCUUCAGCCGCUCCAGAGUCACCCGCGAGACUUUGGGUCUCACGAUUUCGCUUCCACCGGUCCCAUGAGGGCGGCUGAAAGCGCCAACCAUGGGGUCCCCCGACCAUCGAUCGCUAGUAGCACAACCGCCUCCCUCGCCAACCAUCAUGAUGCCUACCGUCGCAACUCGUCCGUGUUCUCCCCGCGCGGCGACAAUUCCGCUCAAAAUGAAAUGAACGCUAUGAACUAUGACUCCCCGGCAGCACAGUCGGAUACCCAAGACCACCCUACCGGAACAGUAUCUCGAAACAACAGCACUACCUCGGGCACUGCUGCUAAGCGCAAGGCUGGCGACGACGAUGGCGUUUCAAGCUCUACUAAGCAACAGCGGAGUAAAAGAAAUAGAGUUAACGAGUGCAAGCGCCGGAAAAUCAAGUGUAAUGGCCAGAACCCGUGUCAACGAUGUGGCCAUCUCAACCUCCAGUGUCUCUAUGCGCCCAAUUGUUGCUCGCACAGUCUCAAGGAUUCGGACGAGUUCAAGCAGAUGGCCGACCAAGUGACUCGUCUUCAAGACCAGGUCGAAACUCUCUUCAGCAACAUGAGUGCCUUGCGCCAGGAAGCCCUCCGUCUCGCCCCAAUACACGAUCGCAUCUUGCCUCUGCCUUCUGCGACAGUCACCCCUUCGCCAUCGACGGCCUCCAUACCCCAGUUUCCUCGGCCUCUCGCUGCUUUGCGACCACCUUCGACGUUCAAUGGACCGACUAGCAUUGCCUUUACUGUCGACGUGGCCAAGAACACCUUGCACAAUAUGGGAUACGCCGGUGCUAGCGAGGCGCCCGACGACAGCGGCGACAGUGGUGCGCAGGCAGAACCAACACCACGAACAUCACCGACGCCACUACCCCCGCUGCAAUCAUCAGCCUACCAGAGACAGAUCGAUCCACUGUGGGAGUUUGACCCGGCCGAAAUAAUCCGACUUUGCAAGCUGCACGAGGAGGAAGUUAGCGUCAUGUAUCCUCUCAUGAAGAUGGAUAAUACUAUUCGACAUGCGACCGAGCUCUCCGAGUGGAUGGAGAAAUCGAAAAGACAGGGCUUGGUGCCGCCGGAAGCCCAAUAUGAGGCACUCACCGACGACAGAACGCUUCUGCUGAAAAUCGUUCUUUGUUGUGCCUUGGCUAUUGAGGAACACGGAAACAGCAAGAAGGCAGCUCGGCUGUACGACUCGAUCGAAGCUGUUACCAUGAAGACGUUAAUGAGUGGGCCUGCCGAUGUCACCAAGUUACCCUACUUGGCUCUUGUCGCCGGCUACAAGUUCUUUUCGAACGACGAGCUAGCGGCCUGGCGCAUUAUGGGCCAACUAAUGCGGCUAUGCUUCGAACUGGGUCUCCACCGGCGAGAGGGCAUUGAUAAGAUCACCGACCCCCAGGACAGAAGGAACGCUCUUAAUACGUUCUGGUCCGCUUAUGUGCUGGAGAGGAGGUGGAGCUUUGCUACGGGUUUGCCCUUUGUGUGUCACGACGAUAAGAUCGAUCCCAAGCUGCCCUACCCGGACGAUCACCCGUACUUGCUGGCCAUGAUCACUUAUUCUAGGCUGGCCGCUAAGAUCUGGAAGCUGGUAGACUACUUUGAGCCGGCCGUCAUCCGUGAGCUGAAGCCUCGCGACUUUGAAGAGCUGGACAGCAAUAUCAUCGAUUGGUAUAACAGUGUCCCGGAAGAAGUCAAGAUCAAUUCGCUUGAUCCACUUAAGAUGCCGAUAGGGCCGGCAGGACAUGUCUACGAUACCCAACGUUUGCAGAUCUGGACCCGACUGAGGCUCAACCAGAUCCGGAUCUGGCUAUAUACCCCAGUGCUGCACAGCGCCAUCAGCAUCGUCGAAAACAUGCAGUUCGCACGCAAGGCUGUCGACCUAGCCAAGGAGACGAUUCAUUACUUGACAGAUCUCAACGCCACCACGAACAUCUACCGCCGCAUGCAAAUGUUCUACCACCAGUUCCUCACCUCCGCCAUCGCCGUCUUGUUCCUCGCUUCCACCCACGCACCAAUCCAGUUCAGCGCCUCCUGCCGCAGGGAAUUCUACAUGGCUCUCGAACUGAUCAAAAACAUGUCGGCAAAGUCAUGGGUAUCGCAACGGAUAUGGCGAACGAUUGGGUCCCUCAAGAAGUACGCUUCUCGGCUGGGAAUGGAAGAAGACAACUCAAACACUUCGAACCCGACGACCCGCAAUACAAACACCAUUGCCAGGCCGCACAGCCGCUUCCAAAAUGACGUUGCUGGUGAUAGUCCUGCAAGUAAUGUGUACAGCCCUGGUGCUGCAGCAUACUCCGGAGGAGGACCGUUUAGCCGCUCCGACGCCGUCUCUCAAGGGACCAGAGGCGGUGGCGGCGGAGGACUUGCCUCUGGCGCCUCAACCCCGGCGGCUCAUCAGAGCCAGCAGACCCAAGGAUUGUCGCCGCCGGAUGAUCAGACCAACGGGCUCAGGCUACAUACGGAAAUGUCACGCAUCUUUGAGAAUAUGCAAGGAGUGCGGCAGGGCGUGAACAGGAUUCACUCACCCGAUAAUAUGUCCCUAAGCAGCGGCGCUGGAGGCGGUGGUGGUGGGCACUUUGCUAAUCUGAUGAGCCCUCAUGAUGCUAGUAUCGCUGGAGGUAGGGCGUCGAUGGGAAGUCCGGCGUCUUCGAACGGGGCGGGGGUGUAUCAGCAGCUGAGGGAUAUGUUCUAG